Messenger RNA from Mucor velutinosus, 1104 nucleotides. RefSeq lists its product as uncharacterized. Lineage: Eukaryota; Fungi; Mucoromycota; Mucoromycetes; Mucorales; Mucoraceae. The transcript is spliced from 2 exons. Gene Ontology annotation, molecular function: FMN binding; oxidoreductase activity. The coding region runs from base 1 to 1104 and encodes 367 amino acids. The record is from RefSeq and is a predicted model, not a curated record.
AUGAGCACUUCUCAAGCACUAUUCUCACCUAUUAAAGUUGGUGCCAACACCCUCAAACAUCGUGUCGUUCUUGCGCCAUUAACACGUCUCCGAGCCACCACAGAGGCUGUACCCACUGAUCUACAAGCCGAAUAUUACAAACAGCGUGCAUCUGAAGGGGGCCUUUUAAUCGCUGAGGGCACGGCCAUCUCGUCUGUUGCGCGUGCUUGGCUUCAAGCCCCAGGAAUAUACAACAAGGAGCAGGUGGAGGGCUGGAAGAAGGUGACAUCCAGUGUUCAUGCCAAGGGUGCUGUCAUUUUCUUGCAGUUAUUCCACAGUGGCAGAGUUGGAUCAAAGCAUCUCAAUCCCCAUCAGGAACAAGUUGUAGGCCCUUCUGCAAUCCCUUCUCCUGGUAAAAACUUGCAUGGUAUCGAUUAUGAAGUUCCUCAUGCACUCACCGUAGACGAGAUCAAGGCCAUCAAGAUUGAUUUUGUUCAAGCGGCUAAAAACGCUAUUGAAGCUGGUUUUGAUGGAGUAGAAAUUCAUUGUGCAAAUGGCUAUCUUCUUGAUCAGUUCAUCAACUCUUCAAGCAAUCAACGCACAGACAUUUAUGGCGGAUCCUUUGAAAACAGAGCUCGCUUUCCAUUGGAAGUAGUAGAUGCUGUCGUUGAAGCUGUUGCUGUGGAACGCACUGCUGUGCGUUUCUCUCCUGGUAGUGAUUUCCAGGGUAUGGUCGAUGACAACGUCGAAAGAACUUGGGGCUACUUGACCUCAGAGUUACAAAAGAACCAUCCUAAUCUGGCAUACCUGCACAUGAUUGAAUGUCGAUCCAGCAUCUUUACCGAUAUUCAAGUAGGUUUAGCCGAUACUCUCGAGCCUUAUCGUAAACUUUUCAAAGGCCCUUUUAUUACUGCUGGUGGCCUUUCUUCUUCUAAAAAAUUUGCCGAGGAAAUUGCUGAAAAGACUGGUGAUUUGAUUGCUUAUGGUCGUGCCUUUAUUGCUAAUCCUGAUCUCCCUGAACGUCUCCGUAAUGGUUGGGAGUUGAACCCUUAUGAUAGAGAUACUUUCUACACCAAUGAAGCUGAUGGCUAUACCGACUAUCCCUUUUACAAUGAAAAGAAAUGA